UAAUGAGAUCUGGCGCCCUCUUCUGGCCUGCAGAGAACUGUAUACAUAAUAAAUAAAUCUUAAAAAAAAAAAAAAAAUCUGGUUUCGUGGUGGAGUGAGUGUCCAUCAAUCCCAGGAGAAUGAUGGGAACCGGGCCCGGUGGGUCAGAAGAUCCAGGUAGCCCUCCCUUAAUUACUUAGCCGUCUGCGCUCAGGAAUAACUCCAGAGCUCAUACCCUGGAAAGAGGUGGAGCAGCCAACUGUUGGGGGAAAAGGUAUGUAUUCUCUAGAGGUUCUUUUAGAGGGAAAAGAACAACUUAGCUGGCAGAAAGUAAGGACUGGUCUAUCAUGAUAGUCCUACAGACCAGGAACUAGCUGUAAAUGUUUUUCACAUCUAUAAAAAAAGCAUAGGCUGCUGGCCAGGAUGUCUCCUGGCCAUUGAUUUUGCCACUGAACCAUUCUGGGCAUAAUGCUAAACUGCUUCUCUACCCUGCAACAAACAGAGCCCCAGACUCCAUCAACAGGGGAUCCUGGAGAGCUGGAUAGAAUGUGACGCCCUCCUAUGGGACCAGCUGGUUAGGAACUAGUCAUCUAUUACUUGAUUGUGAAGUAUGCCUAUCAAGGAAGGACAGUCUGUCCCUCCAUAAGGGCAAUCUCAAGUUCCAUGUGUGUUUACACAGGCAGGAUACAUUACGGCCCUAGAAACCUUGCUGGUUUCCAGAAGGGAGUUCCAUUUCUGAUGCUGCACAUUUCUUCUUAAACCAGAGUCAACUGCUACCCUGUGCCUACCCACAUGGAGAGUUCUUGUACUGUAUUGGCUGAAGGGUAUUGUGCACUUCUGAGUCUUUCAUUCUUUAGGUUCUGAUCUGAGUGUGUGUAAUGCAGUCAGUUCUCCUCUCUUAGUUUACCUCUUCUUGUCAGACAAAGCCUUAAUCUUCCAAAUUAAGCUGGAAAGACAGCUUAAUUUAGGAUGAGGUAGCCAGAUGCCUUAGACUCUCAGUAUAACCAACGCAUUGCAGAGUGCUGUACCACGCUUAGCUGCCCAGAGAUGCCCACAAUUCACAAAGAUGCCACAGGCCCACAGAGUCUGCCCUGCCCUCCUUUUGCUCCAUGGGUUCAGGCCAUUUGCCUCUCAGACAUCUGUGACUGGGAGGAAAGAGAAGUCUGAAAGCUAAUAGUCAACACCAGCCACCAUCACCACCCCAGUUGCCAGGAAAGCCUGGGAGAGAAGAUUCCUGAGCUGGAUCCAGAAGGAGAAGCAAGAGCUGGUUCAGAAGUCGAGGGUUUGGCAGAGACAGGUAAAGGCUCAGCAGAGCGAGUGGGAAUUGCCCACCCAUUAUCCCUUAUAGGCUGUAGAUAACCUGGUUCCUCUUAUCCCUCAAGGCCAGGGCCUGGUACUUGCUGAGGCACCCAUACAAUAUUGUUAAAGGCACCCAGUGCUUAACCUGCUCCAGAGACCAUGUGUCUUCCAUGUGUCUUAGAGACCACAGACCAUUGUUAACACAAAAAGAAGCCCUAAGUGUCCAGGCAUCUGUCUACCCAACCACCAAGAUAUUAUGCCUCCCUCCCUUCCUCCCUCCGGUCCUUUUUUUUUUUUUUUUUUUUUUUUUUUAUCUUGGCCCAUAUAACUCCUCUGUGGUUCAGGAAGUCCACCACAAUCUGACCAACCAUACUAGCCCAGUGCUUUGCCCAACUCUAUCUACUCUAUCUCUGCACAGCCUUCUCUCCUCCCUCCCCCAGCUCACUAGACCACAUCUUUCAUGGAACUUUGGCAUGGUACAAUGUAUUGUGGCAGUCACUUCUAUACACAACAGUCUCUGGGGUCAGGCACAUUAUUUUUCAUGUCCUUGUGGUUUAGCUCACACCCCAGUAAGUGCCUAUGUCUGAGGGAUGGGUGACCUGGCCUCCUGCAAGUGUGACACAUUCCCUUUCUCCUCCAGUCAGAUUCUCUCUGUGCCAUGCCUUUCUCAGGCUAAUGUGUAGCACUCUAUCUAAGCAUUUAGCCAAAUGCCCGCCAGGGGCUAGCUGUGUCCCCCACAUAAUCUGGCAAUGACACAAGGCCAGCUUGGUACAGAUGACUUCUGGAGCAUGUCCUCAGGCAGCUCUGUAUGCACCUCACAUAUGGGCAGCAGACUCAGAGACAUUUAAUGACAGCGAGUUCAAGAUAGCACUGCUGAUAAAUGUGAGAGAAAGGAUUCAAGCCCAAGUUUGGCUGUCCCCAAGGCUUUGCCUUUGGUUUUAUGGCCCCUUGCCCAGCCAGCCACAGUUACAUGAAAGCAGGAAGAUCUGCAUUUGAUGGAGUUAUUACUGACUCUAAAAGUUAACGUUCAACCCUGGACAGUGGCUUUUCCCUACAUAAGAGUUUCCUUCUCUAAGCAUUGAGGUCAAUACAGAACAAGCUCUCAGGGCUAGACAUUUACAAGUCCCUGCAACAAGUCACCUAAUUCUCUGACUUCUUGAAGAGCUGGUUUAUUAUCCAGUUGGGAGGGGCGGUCUUCUAGGCUGGGAUGUCUUGCCUAUGGGGGAACGCCUCUCUCUGCCUCUCUAUAAAUGUCUUCAGAGGCCAAAAGGAGGCCUUUUGUGGCACCGCUCCCUUCCAAGCUGUGAGACUCCAGCUACUUCACCAUGAGACUUCUAGUCAUUUGCAGUCUGCUCUGCAUGCUGCUCCUCAGCUUCUGCGUUCUCUCCUCGGAAGGGAAAAGGCAUCGUCUGAGGCCCUCAAAAUUCAAGCCCUGCUGUUACCUGACUCAUAGAUCCAAACUGACACCCCAGAAAGGACAUCACACAAGACCCUGCAGACCAUGCAGAAUCAAGCCACCAUCCAAGACAUGGGUGGUACCAGGUGCUCUCCCACAGGUAUAGAGCUCCUGAAGCCUGGUUCCACCCACAUGAGACCUUCAUGCCCAGCUGCGGAGACACCAGAGGACUUGACUUGGUCCCUGCCAACUUUCAUGGCAACAGUGAACUGUCACACUGGGAGGCUUCAUUUCAGACACCCAGGAACAUUCCAGAAUUUCAAGUCCUGGUUCCAACCUUACCACCAACUUUCAGAGUCACUAUGAUCCAGGCCCAGCCCACAUGUCUUCAAGAGUGAAAGUCAAAGAUUCCUUCUGUGGAAGCUACCACUCCAGAGAUUUCCAAACUGGCCAAAAUGCCUAGUAGCAAAACCUCAGUGUAAUCAGCAAGGAAUACAGCAUCUCAGGCACCCACAGACAGCCUCAAAUUUCUAGUAUUUAACCAAUGGUCUCUGAACCAAUUCCUGUAACUUCCUAAUGUCCGUCACCAGGAGAGCACCAAA
Messenger RNA from Cricetulus griseus (Chinese hamster), 3276 nucleotides. The record is from RefSeq and is a predicted model, not a curated record. Lineage: Eukaryota; Metazoa; Chordata; Mammalia; Rodentia; Cricetidae.